Molecule: messenger RNA, 485 nt
Organism: Phycomyces blakesleeanus NRRL 1555(-)
Lineage: Eukaryota; Fungi; Mucoromycota; Mucoromycetes; Mucorales; Phycomycetaceae
Exons: 3
Coding region: 65-238 (57 amino acids)
Cellular component (GO): membrane
Source: RefSeq, a predicted model, not a curated record
UCUUCUUUACAUCAGUAAAUCAACACAUACACAUUCAUACAUACAUUCAUACAUACCAAUAAAAAUGGCUUUCACUGCAUCUGACAUCUGUAAAAUUGUUCUCGCCGUCGUUCUCCCUCCUCUUGGUGUAUUCUUUGAGCGCGGUUGCGGUUGUGAUCUCUUGAUCAACAUUGGUUUGACCUGUUUGGGUUACAUUCCCGGUAUCAUCCACGCCCUGUACAUUAUCCUCAAGUAUUAAACAAUAAUGUAUAAAUAUGUAUAUAAAUACAUUCACCCACCCACCCACACACACACACACACACACACACACACAAGAGACCUCUGUUCUUUCUUUUUAUUUUAUAAUAUUUCCAUGGUAAAAACAAAAACAAAAUAACAACAACUUCUUUUGUAUUGCUCUGUAAACGCUAUCUUCCCCUUCAAGUAACUCAUAUUCUCUAUUAUAACCUGUAAUAAAAAAUAAUAAAAACACACGUAUAAUUAUC